This is a messenger RNA of Saprolegnia diclina VS20, 498 nucleotides long. RefSeq lists its product as hypothetical. The record is from RefSeq and is a predicted model, not a curated record. Gene Ontology annotation, cellular component: vacuolar membrane. Gene Ontology annotation, molecular function: amino acid transmembrane transporter activity. The transcript has 2 exons. Gene Ontology annotation, biological process: amino acid transmembrane transport. Bases 29 to 454 code for a protein of 141 amino acids. NCBI's taxonomy places the organism in Eukaryota, Oomycota, Saprolegniomycetes, Saprolegniales, Saprolegniaceae.
AAUUCGCCUCGCUCUGCUCAAGCUCAGGAUGGCGUUUCUCACUGGCGAAGACAUGAAGAUGUGCUUCUCGCUCUUCUGCGUCGUCUACGGCAUUGGCACGCUGGGUAUGCCGGGCAACUACGCCCGCGCCGGCUACGUCUGGGCGACGAUCGCGCUCAUCUUCAUGGCGACCGUCAACACGUACGCGACGGUGUGCAUCUCCAAGGUCAUGAUGGUGGCGCCCAAGAACGUCAAGACGUUUGGCGACAUGGGCGAGUGGUGCAUGGGCGGCCUCGGUCGCUGGAUGGCCGUGAUUUCGCAAAUGGCCGUGUGCCUCCUCGUGCCGAUUGCGUUUUUGGUGCUCGGCGGCUCGCUCCUCACGGUGCUCUUCCCCGACUCGUACCCGGACUCGACGUGGAUCUACCAGCAAAUGGUCUACACCAACACGACGUACUACAGCGGCAAGAAGCUCUAGACUCCAAUGUUGUCUCCUGCGCAAGUAAAAAGAAAUGUAAUGUG